This is a messenger RNA of Melopsittacus undulatus (budgerigar), 6464 nucleotides long. It is a transcript of the gene ESPL1, whose product is annotated as extra spindle pole bodies like 1, separase. The record is from RefSeq and is a predicted model, not a curated record. Bases 84 to 6437 code for a protein of 2117 amino acids. NCBI's taxonomy places the organism in Eukaryota, Metazoa, Chordata, Aves, Psittaciformes, Psittaculidae. The transcript is spliced from 31 exons. Gene Ontology annotation, cellular component: mitotic spindle; cytoplasm; nucleus. Gene Ontology annotation, biological process: proteolysis; meiotic chromosome separation. Gene Ontology annotation, molecular function: cysteine-type endopeptidase activity.
UUGAACGGGGCGCGCGGCGCGGCCUACACCCGGUGACGGCGGAGCCGGAGCGGCCCUCCCGAGCCGCCCGCCUGGUGCCAGGAAUGAAGCACCUCAAUGGAGCUGAUGCUGCUGCCCCCAGGGACAACUGGGAGGGCAUCGAGGAGCUGCUGGCCCAGCUCUGGGCCUGCCUCUCGCCAGCCCUGACCGAUGCCUCCGGUGCCAACCCCUCAUCGCGGCUGCGGAGGAGCCAGGCCUGUGACCGGGUGCUGCGGGUGUGCGUGGAGCAGAUGGGCAAGGCUGGUGGUGGCCCUGAUGCCGUGGGCAGGCUGCUGAGCGUGGCUGAGGCUGCAUGCCAGGGGUACCUCAAUGCCAUCCCACAGCCUGCACCCCUCUACCUGGAGAAGAUCCUGUACCACCUGCUAAGGAACGUGGCUGCUCGUGGUGCUGGGGCAUGUUGGAGAGCAGCUGAGCUCCUCCGAGCUCGGCUCUUGGCCUCCCGUCCCGGCCCCCUGCCUUCCAAGGACUUCAAGGCCAUUGCCUGCAGCAGCUUCGGCUUGCUCUGGAGAGGGGGAGCCUCCCUGGCCGAGCCCUGCUGGCCGCAGGAGGAGGCUCGAGCAGGGCUCUUGGUCCGCCUGCGAGCCCUGCGCUUCCUGCUGCUGCUGGAGGAGGAUGGGGAGGCCUUGUCCCUGCUGCAGCCUCCCUUCUUCACCUCACAGACAGCCCAACAAGCUGCUGCUGCUGCUGCCAUGUACGAGGCACAACCGGAGCCGUGCUCGGCUUUCCUCGCCCAGCAGCUCGGGGACUGUUUGCUGGCAGUGCUGAGGAAGGAGGCGACGGAGCCCCCGAGCCUCCAGCAAUGCCUGUGCUUCUUUGAGCUCACCCAGGAGCGGUGCCGGCACCUCUGCAGGGGCAGCCGGUACAGCGAGGCCAAGGAAGCAGUGAAGGAAGCCAGGGGCUUCCUGGGGGACAGCAGCAACACAAAGUCCUUCAGUGCCCCCCUAACCCUGCUGCAGACCGGGGUGCAGCUGAGCCAGGCUCUGGCUGAGGAUGCUUGCCCAACAGAGCCGCUCUUCUCACAGGCUGCAGCUGCUCUCAGGGAUGUGGCAGAGCUCUCAGAGCAGUUCCUCAUGGUGUUGGCUGAGAGCUGCCAGUUCGUCAGCUCCGUCCUCAGUGAGUGCAUGAAGAGGAGCAAGCAGCAGCCCUUCAGCUUGGGAGAUGUGCUCGACCUCUGUGCCUUCACCCAGGGGAGCUGCCGUGUCCUGCACAGGCUGCUGGACAGGGUUCCUCCUGAAGGUGUCAAACAGAAGCUGAUGGUGAAGCAGCUCCUGUACCGCAGCCUCCAGCUCUUUGCCAACGUGACCUACGAUGCCCUCCAGUGCUCCCAGCCAUUGCAGGGCUGGCCAGGCCUGGAGCAGCUCCCAGCAGGCUGCAGGAGGAGCGUGGAGUGGAUGCUGGAGGCACUGGAGGGGCUCCCUGAGAGCGAGCAAGCCAAGUACCUGGAUGUCACCGUGUCGUGCACCUUCAAGCUGGCGUACAUCUUCUACAGCCAGAACCUUCACGAGGAGGCCAGCUCCAUCUGUGAGCCCCUCUGCAAGGGGCUGCAGGCACUGGAUGCCUAUGAAUGCCCAGAGAUACCCGCAGAGAGGCUGCACAAGUGCUUCAGGCUGCAGGUCGAGAGCCACCGCAAGCUGGGCUGGCCAGGAAGGGCUCUGGCCUCUGUGGAGCAGUGGCUGCUGGCGCUGCGGGGCCGCACUGGGGACCUGCUGGCAGAGCCCAUCUCCCUCUGGGUCCGAGUCAAAUCCGAGGCUGGGAAGCAGGGGCACGAGGAGCUGCGCUUGAGGACCCUGAAGGACGGCUUGAAGGGGCACAACCUGCCCACGGAGACCUUGGUGACUGUUCUCUUUGCGGAGCUGAAGGCCUACAAGACAGUGCGAGCAGACACGGGGCAGGAGCGCUACAAUGUCCUCUGUGACCUGCUGGAGCUGUGCUCCGAGGACAGCGGCCGCCUGCACGAGCGAGCUGUUGGCCUCACAGAGCUGGCCCAAGUGCUGUGCUACCACAGCUACUCCCAGCAGACAGACUGCUCCUCCCUAGACUCUAUCCAGGAAGCCUUGAGGCUGCUGGAGCUGGUGCCCAGGAGCACCCAGAACCGGGACCAGCUCCUCGAUGACCAGGCACAGGCUCUGCUCUGGCUCUACAUCUGCACCCUGGAGUCCAAGCUGGAGAAGAACAUAGAGAGGGAGCAAAGAGCCAAAGCUCAGGGGCUGAGGCGCACGGAGGACUUUGAGCCCAAUGAUCUCAACUACGAAGGCAGGCUGCUGGAGGAGGAGUUUCUGUAUGAGGGCAUCUCCUUCAACCUGGAGACAGAGACUGCUCUAUCCAAACACCUGGAUGAUGCCUUUGCCUUGUGGAAGCAGCUCCUGGCAGCACCAGGCAUCCCAGCUGUGCGCAGCCCUGAGCAGACUGUAGCCUCCCUGCGUCUUCUGGCAGCUCUUUACAAGCUGAUGGCCAAGCCCUUGCAAGCCCUGGAGAGCUACCUCCUGGUCAAAGCCCUGUGCAGUGCACUUGGAGACAGCCUGGGCACAGCCAAUGCCCUGUGCCAGGUCACCAGGCUGCUCUUCCAGCUGGAAUGCCCCAGCUAUGCCCAGCUUUUCCUGGAGGAGACAGAGUCCUGCCUGCGGAAAGCCGACAGCAAUGACAGUUCCUAUGUGGUGCUGCAGCAGAGCUGCCUCCUGCUGCGCAGUCACCUGUGCUGUGUCAGCCAGCAGAUUGAGGAGGGUCUCUCCCUGUUGCUGAAGGUGCUCCAGAACAUGGCCCUGCAGAAAGUCACCAAGGUCUGGUACCUGCUGCGAGCCCAGCUCCUGCAGCUGGUGGCCACCUACCUGAGCCUCCCCCUUGCCCACCUCUCACCGGAGCUCCGGCAGCAGAUCUUUGAGCAAGGAUGGAAGACACCCGAGACAGCUCUUGUUGAAGCCCAGAAGCUCUUCCGCAGCAUCAUCCUCCUGCUGAUGGGCAGCAGAGUGCUGGGAUGUCAGUCAACAGCCUCUGAUGGCCAGUUUGUGGAUUAUGGGGACAACCUGCUGCUGAAGUGGCAAGUGCUGGCUGAGGUGCUGGCCUGCUCGGAGCACGUCGUGGCUCUCCUCAGCAGGUUGGAGGUGGUGUGUAAAGCCAAAGCCUUCUGCCUGGAGGGCGUCAAGCUGGCCGUGAGACUGCAGGCCACACGCUGGUCUACAUCCUUCCUGGUGCUGAAGGCCCAGCUGGAGCUGCAGCAGAGCGAGCUGGAGCUGAGCCACUCGGACCUGCAGCAGGCUCUCUACAUCCUGGAGCCCGACACUGAGCUGGAAACCACCACAGAGCAGCACGGCCCCAUGAAGAUCCUGCCCAGGAAGGGCAAGCUGGAGGGCAGGAAGAAGCAGGACUCCAUCCCCGAGCCCCCUGGUGAAGAGGAGGGUUUCCUGAAGGGCCCCACACUGGCCUUUGUGGCCACCAUGAGUGAGCCGGUGCGGGUGGAUGCCCUCAGUGCCUCCCCGGAGCUGAAGCCAGUGAGGAGGAAGAGGCCGUCCUUCCUCAGGCACCCCACAGCCUGCCCCUGCUGCCUCUGCUCCGACCUCUGCCUCUCAGCCCUCGGCCUGCGCUGGCUCCUGUCCUGUGCCCAGGCUGAGCUAGCAGCGGGUGGCACGGCCAAGGGGCUGGCACUGCUCCGUGCCAUGGUGCCACGCUGUGCCACCGCGGCCACCCGCUUCACUGCCGAGCUGCAGGACAAGCUAUGGGGCACCAGCACCAACCGGGACCCACCUGCUCUGGAGCUGCUGCACGAUCUGGUGGCCUCUGCCUAUGCCACACUGGCCCUGCAGAGCUUGGCCAGCCCCGGCCUGGCUGAGGAGCUGGAGACAGGGCUGAAGUUCUUGGCAUCCUGCAGGCCACACGUGCCCAGCCUGGAGGUCUCCAGGGCCACCCUGCUGCUGGCCAAAGCCACGGCUGCCUUUAGCCACGGUGAUGGCAUCUUUGCCAGCUCUUGGAGCCAGCAGCUGCCUGCACCGGCUCCAGCAGAGCCUGAAGUGGUGCCUGUGCCCCAGGCCCUCAAGACAGCCAAGGCUCAGCCCCAAAGGAGCAAGAAGAAGACAACCAUGACCAUGCCCAAGCCCAGAGUGAAGAAGAGCCAAAGACCGAAGCCCUCAGCCAUGCCCAGCACCGAGGAUGUGUUUGCUCUGAGUGAUCUGGACACGGAGGUGCCCCCCAUCGUCAUCCGGCCGGUGCCGGUGCCCUGCACCCCACACCAGAGACCCCGGCCCCCCUCCAGGACCCCCUUCACCAUCUUCAGCGAGUCCUCCCCCCCCAGCAACAGGGCCCAGCUCCUGCGAGCACCCAGGGUGCUGGGGAGAGUCAAGACUCGCCUGCAGGUGACAUUCAGUGAUGACAGUGACCUGGAUGCUCCUGCAAUGGGGGGGACCCCCCCAGCUUCCCGCAAGGCCUCCUGCACCCAGAGAGCUCGGUCCCCCCGGCCCACAAGGGCCAAGGGGAGCUCACAGGGGCUCAGCACCCGCAGGAGCUGUGCCCAGCCCCGCAGAGGGCGGCCGGGCACCCGCAGGGCUGCCAGCAGGAGAGCAGAGGAGGAGUGUGAGCUUCCCAGGGCCACAGAGGCAGAGGAGAAGGGGGAGGAAGAGCUUCAGCUCAGCUUUGAGCUGUUGCAGGACUCCGAGGAGGAAGCCAAAGCCCCAGGCAGGAGGCAGCAGCCUCGGUGCAGGCAGGAAGGUGCAGGCAGGAAGAACAGGCAGCAGCAGGAGGCUGGGGAGGAUGUCCUGCACCCAGAGGGGACCCUGCCCACGGCUGCUGAUGACACCAUCCUCAAGCUCCUGAAGGAUGCUUUUAACUGCAUCAGCCACUGCCCUCCCAGCACCCUGCACAGCCAGCUCUGCCAGCUCCUGGCCCUGGCCACGGGCAGCCGGGACCCCCUCUCCACUGCAUACCUGCUCUCCGAGUCCUUCUCCAUCACCACCCGCCACCAACUGCUUGAUGUCAUCCACAGGAAGAUCCACAAAGGGAAGAAGUCAGUGGGGGACGUGGCCGAGCAGCUCAAGGGGCUGUGCCUGCAGGAGGGCAGCAGUGCCCAGCGCAGCCAGCACCUCGCUGAGCUCGAGAGGCUCUUCAUGUUCAGCUCCACGGGGCUGGGGCCUGAGGAACGGGACAGGUUUGGGAUGCAGCUGCAACAGAUCCCCAGUGGGGUGACCGUGUGCAUGUUGACCCUCGCCAGCACCCAGCCUGGCUCCAUAGGGGACACACUGCUGCUGACACGGCUGGAGAGGGGCAGCCCCCCUGUGAACAUCCGCAUCCCCAAGGCCCCACUGCGCUCAGUGCUGAGGGACUUUGACACCAUCCAGAAGGAGCAGAAGGAAGCCAAUGCCUGCACGGACAAGCAGGACUGGUGGCUGCGCCGCUUUGAGCUGGACCGCAGGAUGAAGAGCCUCAUUGAGACCCUGGAGCUGCAGGUGCUGGGCUGCUGGAGGGGGGUCCUGCUCCCCACCAGCCCCGAGCCCACUCUGGCAGAGGAAGCCUCCCAGUUGCACCCCCAGCUCCUCCAGUGCGGCUGGAGGGACACGGAUCCCACCCUGCUGAAGACCCUGCUGAAUGCUGCUCCCCUCCUCUCCCCCUGUGAUGUUCAAGCCGUGGCCUUCGGCCUCUGCUCAGAGCAGCCCCGUCGGGCUCAGCUCCUCUUGCAGGAGGCAAUGGAGAAGCUGAAAGCCUGCACCAAGCAGAGCAGCAGCUCCCUUGUCCUGGUGCUGGAUAAGCACCUCCAGAAGCUGCCCUGGGAGAGCAUGGGAUGCCUCAAGGCUGUGCCCGUCACCAGGCUCCCUUCCCUGCGCUUCCUGCUCAGCUACUCCCUGGCACAGAAGCAGGCAGGGUCUGUGCUGAGCCGUGGCGUGAACCCCAGCAGCACCUUCUACGUCCUCAACCCUCAUAGCAAUCUCAAGAGCACCGAGGAGCGGUUCCGGGGCUGGUUUGAGAGUGAACCCGGCUGGAAGGGGGUGACGGGAGCAGUCCCAAGCCCGGAGCAGAUGCAGGCAGCCCUCCUGGAGCACGACCUCUACAUCUAUGCCGGGCAUGGAGCCGGUGCCCGUUUCCUGGACGGACAGACCAUCUCCCGGCUGGAAUGCCGCGCUGUCACCCUGCUCUUCGGCUGCAGCAGCGCCCUGCUCGUGGUCAGAGGCAGCCUGGAGGGCUCCGGCAUCAUCCUCAAGUACAUCAUGGCCGGGUGCCCCUUGGUCCUGGGGAACCUGUGGGAUGUGACAGACCGGGACAUGGAUCGCUACGCACAGGCCCUGCUGGAGGGCUGGCUCCGGGGGGGCUCGGGGGCCCCUCUCCUGCACUACAUGGCCCAGGCUCGCCAAGCCCCUAAGCUCAAGUACCUCAUUGGGGCAGCCCCUGUUGCCUAUGGGCUGCCCGUGUGCCUGCAGUGAGGGCUGGGGGGGACCCUGAGCACUUGG